Herpailurus yagouaroundi (jaguarundi) is the source of this 1636-nucleotide messenger RNA. It is a transcript of the gene HMBS, whose product is annotated as hydroxymethylbilane synthase. Gene Ontology annotation, biological process: heme biosynthetic process. The transcript has 15 exons. Gene Ontology annotation, cellular component: cytoplasm. NCBI's taxonomy places the organism in Eukaryota, Metazoa, Chordata, Mammalia, Carnivora, Felidae. Gene Ontology annotation, molecular function: hydroxymethylbilane synthase activity. The record is from RefSeq and is a predicted model, not a curated record. The coding region runs from base 338 to 1372 and encodes 344 amino acids.
GGGGCGGGCGCCGGAAGUGACGGAGAGCCCGGAGUCUGAGGCUGCAGGAGGAGUUCGCACCCCGCGUGCACCUGGUGCCUGUUGGCCGGGACCUCCGGCUUCCCUGUACUCCCGGGGACCCUGGCGGCACCUCCCGGACCUACCUCCUGAGCACAGCCAUGUCUGACAAUGGCAACGCGGCCGCGACGGCGGUCUCUGUUUCUCUGGAUCCGUGAAGAGGGCAAAAGGUGCUGAGGCAGCCAGGGAUUCUGGUUCUUGGACAAGGUGUUGAGGCACACGAGGAACAGAGGGGACUGUGACUUGGGGACUUUUUCUGCAGGAAAAAAACAGCCCAAAGAUGAGAGUGAUUCGCGUGGGUACCCGAAAAAGCCAGCUGGCUCGCAUACAAACAGACAGUGUGGUGGCAGUGCUGAAAGCCUUAUACCCAGGCCUGCAGUUUGAAAUCGUUGCUAUGUCCACCACAGGGGACAAGAUUCUUGAUACUGCGCUCUCUAAGAUUGGCGAGAAGAGCCUGUUUACCAAGGAGCUGGAACACGCGCUGGAAAAGAAUGAAGUGGACUUAGUCGUUCACUCCCUGAAGGACCUGCCCACUGUGCUUCCUCCUGGCUUCACCAUUGGAGCCAUCUGCAAGCGGGAGAACCCCUAUGAUGCCGUUGUCUUUCACCCAAAAUUUGUUGGGAAGACCCUAGAAACCUUGCCAGAGAAGAGUGUGGUGGGAACCAGCUCCCUGCGGAGGGCGGCCCAGCUGCAGAGAAAGUUCCCACACCUGGAGUUCAAGAGCAUUCGGGGAAAUCUCAACACACGCCUUCGGAAGCUGGAUGAAUUUCAGGAGUUCAGUGCCAUCAUCCUGGCUGCAGCUGGCCUGCAGCGCAUGGGCUGGCAGCACCGGGUGGGACAGAUACUCCACCCGGAGGAGUGCAUGUAUGCUGUGGGUCAGGGGGCCCUGGGCGUGGAAGUCCGAGCCAAGGACCAGGACAUCCUGGAUCUGGUGGGUGUAUUGCAUGAUCCUGAGACCCUGCUGCGCUGCAUUGCCGAGCGAGCCUUCCUGAGGCACCUGGAAGGAGGCUGCAGUGUGCCAGUGGCCGUGCAUACAGCUAUGAAGGAUGGGCAACUGUACCUGACAGGAGGAGUCUGGAGUCUAGACGGCUCAGAUAGCAUGCAAGAGACCAUGCAGGCCACCAUUUGUGUCACUGCCCAGCAUGAAGAUGGCCCAGAGGAUGAUCCACAGCUGGUGGGGAUCACUGCCCGGAACAUUCCACGACAAGCCCAGCUGGCUGCUGAGAACCUGGGCAUCAGCCUGGCCAGCUUGUUGCUGAACAAAGGAGCCAAGAACAUCCUGGAUGUUGCACGACAGCUUAACGAUGCCCACUAACUGGUCUGUGGGGCACAAGUGCCUGGGUUGCUAUAAUGCAGCGCCUGCAUCCCAGCCCUAGUGCCCCGGUCUCACUGCUAACUGGGGAGUGAUUACCCCAGGGGAUUGAACUGCAAGGUCAGAGACUCCCAGGGACUUGCCUCACCUUGGGGCUGUGUGAGUGCCUUGCCUCCUCAGUAGGUGGGGGUUUCAUCUCUUUAGAGAAAAAGUUCAAGCCACAGCCUUUGAAUGUAACCAACUCAACUAAUAAACCAGCUCUGAAGG